AUGAUCCACAUCAAAUCCAGCGAAGAAAUCAAUGCAUUAAAUCAACAUGGAAUCAUUUCGGCUCAGCCUUCCGAAAUUACUCAUACAAAAGCCAAUACUGUUGCCAGAAUACCCACUAGUAGGAAAAAGACGGCCCAAAUAGCACCAAAUGACUUUGAGCAAUGGAUAAAAUCGCAUGGUGGAGAUAAGGGUUUUGUUGAUUUGAUCAAUACCAAGGUAGCGCCCCGAAAGAGAAGAUCGCUCCUGUCAAAUGUGCCCUUUGCCUACUCGUCUGAUGAGAGCAGCAAUAGCGAGGGCGAGGAAGAAGACGACUUUGAUACACUUGCUACGGUGGCUACGAUCCCAAAGAAGGUUGUCAAAGGAAGCAAGCAUUCAGCAACGCCCAAAAAGACCCUUACAACCGUAACUACAUUGACGACUUCCCAAACGAUUACAGCGCCCAUAAAGAAAUCAAACUGGCUUACUGGACUAUUUCAUAAGCAACCAAAAUCAUCAUCAUCAUCAUCAUCAUCCACAUCAUUAGCAUCCGCAACAACUUCGCCACCAAAACCACCUAUUUACAAGACACAUGAGCCUGUGCCAGUGCCAUUGACAAACAAAACUGUCAACAUUUCACAGUUUUUCUCAAACAAAAAGAAGCCUACCAACAAGCCAAAAGAGCAAGCCAAAAAGAUACCAAAUUUGCCCAAACGAUAUCCCAUUCCUAUUGAAAGAGUCAUUUAUGAAAUCUCCUGGAUGAAGCUGAAUAACCCUAGCAGGCCACUGCAGCACCAUGUCUCCAUUUCCAAUAUGCUGGUUUGGUACACGAAUAUGGUAGACAAUCGACAAACUUUAUUAUACUUGCGAAUCCCUGCAAGAUCGACAUCAGCGCACGUUUCUGCAGCUGCUGUCAGUCGACUAUAUUAG
Messenger RNA from Mucor velutinosus, 906 nucleotides. RefSeq names its product translation machinery-associated protein 16 (gene TMA16). Bases 1 to 906 code for a protein of 301 amino acids. Gene Ontology annotation, biological process: establishment of cell polarity; positive regulation of G2/M transition of mitotic cell cycle. The record is from RefSeq and is a predicted model, not a curated record. Lineage: Eukaryota; Fungi; Mucoromycota; Mucoromycetes; Mucorales; Mucoraceae. Gene Ontology annotation, cellular component: cell septum; cytoplasm. The transcript is spliced from 3 exons.